Messenger RNA from Hyla sarda, 4225 nucleotides. RefSeq names its product nucleolar protein 6 (gene NOL6). Bases 128 to 3562 code for a protein of 1144 amino acids. Lineage: Eukaryota; Metazoa; Chordata; Amphibia; Anura; Hylidae. The transcript has 26 exons. Gene Ontology annotation, cellular component: small-subunit processome; UTP-C complex; CURI complex. Gene Ontology annotation, biological process: rRNA processing; tRNA export from nucleus. The record is from RefSeq and is a predicted model, not a curated record.
ACGUCACUUCCGGAGCGCCUGAGUUCUGACUAUGUGCGCGACAGACGCCUCGUCCAAUGAGAGCAUUCGGUGGGCGUGGUCUGAGAGUUACUGGAUUCGGUAACCCACGUGUUCGGGCGGAGAGGAGAUGAAGGCUGAACGGGGAAACGCUCAGGAGGACAGCCAUGCUGAAAACGGAGUUAUCGUGGAGUCCAGUGACCCUCCAGCUGCCAAGCCAAAAGCUAAAAAAGCAGCAAAGAGACCAUCAAAGCCCCAUACUCAGAGACCUGCAAAGAAGAAGAAGGAGUCCAAUGAGAGCAAACCCCUAAGCACCGAGGAGCUGAUCCAGCUGAAGGAGACAGAGCAGCAAUACCACACCAGCCUCCUACGUAUGCAGAUUGACGAGCUGCUUCAGGAAGUGCGACUGAAGGACAAGAGGAGGAGAAGCAUUGAGGAAUUCAUACAGGAGAUCAGCAAACUCAUUGAGAAAAUCCCCCAGACCCCUGAGACAGAUUUAGUGGAUCAGUCCUGGCUUCCCAAAACUGUGAAGGUUCCGUUCCUGCAGGUUCCAUACCAAGUAAAGGGCAAAUUUCACUUUGUACCCCCGACCUCCAUCAAGGUGCUGGGGAGUUACCUGCUGGGGACAUGUAUUAAGCCAGAGAUCAAUGUGGAUGUUGCGGUCACUAUGCCUCAGGAAAUUCUCCAAGCAAAAGAUAACCUGAACCAGCGGUACCUAAGAAAGAGGGCACUCUACCUGGCACACAUUGCUGCUCAACUUGCAGAGAAAAACAUCUUCAGCAGCGUCAAGUUCACAUAUAUGAACAGCAACCACUUAAAGCCGAUGCUGCUCUUGAGGCCACAUGGUAAGGACGAGAAGAUGGUGACGGUCCGCAUUCAUGUUUGUCUUCCUCCUGAGACAUUCAAGUUCAACAGAUUCUUCCCCAGCAAAAACAAUGUGCGGGUCUCCUGGUUCCAGGAGCGUAAAAAGGUCCCUAAGGAGGGAGCCAAUGAUCCGCCCACCCCUCACUAUAAUAACACUGUCCUGUGUGACCUAGCUAUGGAGCAGCAUUUUCACCACCUGUCUAGCUGCAUGUCCGACUUCCCUGGCAUGAAAGAUGGAAUCUCAGUCCUGAAAGUCUGGUUACGGCAACGGCAGCUUGACAAGGGUUAUGGCGGCUUUAAUGGCUUUGUGGCGUCGAUGCUCGUGGCCUAUCUGCUUUCCAAGAAUAAAAUCAACAAGGCAAUGAAUGGACAUCAGGUUCUGAGGAACACCCUGCAGUUUUUAGCCAGUACAGAUUUGACAGUCAAUGGAAUUACAAUGUCAAAAUCCACAGACUCUUCCUUGCCCUCUAUAGAAGAUUUUCAUCGGGCAUUCGGGGUUGUGUUUGUGGAUCCUCUGGGAGUUGUGAAUCUCUGCGCGGAUAUGACGGCUGCCAAGUACAAACAGAUUCAGUUUGAGGCCAAGGAAUCACUCAGGAUCCUAGAUGACACCGACACCAAUGGCUUUCUUCUUGUCCUUAUGAUGCCCAAGCCUUUCGUGAGAACCUUUGAUCACGUUUUACACAUUACAGAAGUGGGCAGCCUCCGAAAAUCGUGCAAGAAGAUGAAGUUGUCGCAUGAACUUCUAGACAGAGGAGGGGAUUAUGUGUCCACCGUUCUGCCCUUCAUCUUGUCUAUCCUCAAGAAAGGCCUGGACCAGCGGGUGGUCCUCCUGUCACAUGCAUUGCCACAGAAGCCUGAGUGGGACAUAACAGAAACACCAGCAAAGCUUAAGGACGUCGGCUCCCUGACCCUGGGACUGAUGCUUGCUCCUGAUUUCUUUUCCAGUGUCUUAGAGAAAGGACCAGCAGCAGAUAACCCAGAGGCUGCUGAUUUCCGAAGUUUCUGGGGAGAAAAGUCUGAGCUGCGUCGGUUUCAGGACGCAUCUAUAUGUGAGGCUGUUGUCUGGCCUGCAAGCAACCUGGAAGAAAAACGUGGUAUUCCUGAACUUAUCAUAAGACACCUUCUCAGUCUACAUGCCAAUGUUUCUGAAGCUGCCAUCAGCUAUUCUGGUAACCUCCUGGACUGUGUACUGAACAAGGGGAAGCAGGCAGGCACAGGAGAGGAACAGAUGGUCUCCGUCAUCCAGUCUUAUGAUGACCUAAGCAGGAAGCUGUGGAACCUGGAAAAUCUUCCGCUCACGGUCACUGCAGUACAGGGAACGCACCCAGCGCUGCGCUACACAGAUGUGUUUCCUCCUUUCCCGGUGAAGCCAGAGUGGUCAUGUUAUAAGAAAUCUGCUGACAAGAACAGUCUCAUCCCUUCUCUAUUCAAGCCUAGCCCAGCCUAUGUAUCUCCUAUAAAAGUGAUUUGUCAUAUGGAAGGAAGCGGAAAGUGGCCUCAAGCUAAAGACGCCAUUAAACGUGUGAAGGCCGCCUUCCAGAUUCGUUUGGCAGAGCUCUUGAAAGAGCAGCAUGACUUCCUAUGCAAACCCACCGCUACGUAUACCGAUGUCUACAAGGAUGGCUACGUUUUCCGCCUUCAAGUGGCGUAUCACAGAGAGCCGCAGUUCAUAAAGGAGUUUAUUGGUCCAGACAAAAUCCUGAAGUCGCGAGACACAGAAGAAUCACUUAAGCUUGAGCUUGAAACCAUUCACCUGCCUCAUCUGACAAGCACGCUACAUGGUCUCCAUCAGCAGCUUCCAGCAUUUGGGGCAACAUCCCGUCUUGCUAAGCGCUGGAUCAGUUCUCAGCUCCUUGACGGCUGCAUCUCGGACGAGUGUGUGGAUCUCCUGGUGGCGUAUCUCUUCCUGCAUCCUGUGCCCUUCACUGCUCCAAGUUCCCCCCAGGUGGGCUUCCUCCGGUUCCUCAAUCUCUUGGCCUCAUAUGACUGGAAGAACAGCCCCCUCAUUGUAAACCUCAAUGGAGACCUGACAGAUGAUGACCUCGUAGAGAUUCAGAAUGACUUUACUUCAGCGCGCACUGAGCUCCCGGUGAUGUUUAUCGCUACACCAAAAGACAGGAAAAUGUCAGUGUGGACCAAAGAGAAGCCAACUGCUCAGUUCUUGCAGCGUCUCAUCAUCCUUGCCUCUGAGUCUCUAGUGAUCCUGGAGAAGCAGCUGAUGGAGCCGUCAGAAAGCAAUGACAUUAAGAUGGUUUUCCGCCCUCCCCUGGAUCUCUAUGACGUUCUCAUCCAUCUGAACCCCAAGCACAUCCCCCGACAUAGGGAAGCUGUGGAUCAGCCGGCCAUGUCCUUUUUCCGUGGGAUUCUGAAGGAGACCGCGCAGACCAUUGACUCUUAUUUCCCAGUCGUGGACUAUGAUCCAGUCCAGUUAUACCUGAGUGAACUGAGGGAGUCUUAUGGGGAAUUUGCCUUGUUCUUCUAUGACGCUCACGGAGGAGAAGUGAUCGGUGUUAUCUGGAAUCCGUCCAGCUUCGCGCCGCAGCCUUUUAAAAUAACCAAAGUGAAUGGAAGAAUAGUAGAUACAAAAAGUAACAGCUUGCUUUUGAUCCCCAACGUGGAGGCCAUACUGGAGGAUUUUAAGAUUUUUGGAGAAGGUCUGGUCAAGAGAGUUGAGUGUCAGUCUGAGAGGUGGAACAUCUGAAUGAAGGGCAGUAGGACCAGUACAGGCUUCAGUGUAAGGAACGUACGUAUGUGUGCGUUCAGGAGGGGCAGGAGUCCAGGGACUGACCAAACACCACUGUGAAUUAUGCUUGGAGAUUUACUGAUCCUGUAAUUUCAGCUAUAUCAAAAGACUGUAUAUGGAAGGGUGUGACGAUUUAAUAUCUUUUUAUUUUCUUUUUUUACUGCCUAUGCAUCCUGGUGUGUAAUAUUUUGUCCUUCAUUUUCACACAAUCUCCACAGACUGAAUUAUUCAUAUUGAUGGAAAAAAAAAUCUGCUAAAUCUGCUAUUUUGUAUAAUAAAUGUAAAGUUCCUCCACUUCAAUCUCUUAACUCUCAAUUUUCAGUUUUGCAUAUUUGUUUUUCCUUCUUGCUUUUUAAGAGAUAUAACGCUUUUAUAUUUCCAUCUAGAGACCUAUUUGAGGGCUCGUUUUUUAUUUUUUGCGCGACCAAUUGUUCUUUGUAAUGACAUUUUUCAUUUUACCAUAAAAUGUACGGCAAAGCAGAAAAACAUUUCUGGGGGGAAAUUGAAGAAAAAUAAAUAAAAAAGACAACGCAAUCUAUUGGGGUUAGUUUUAAUGCAGUGCACUGUACGGUAAAACUGACAUGUUCUCUUUAUUCUGUGAUUCAAUAAGAUUAAAACGAU